UUAAACCAAUUUAAAAGUAUCAUUCUUAAUGUUUUAUAUACGUUAAAUCUAAAAAUAAUUAAUAUAUAUAUAAGUAUAUAAAUCUAUUUUUAGAUAAAUUUGGGUACCCGAAUACUUCGGUUCGGAUCAGAUUUGGUUCUAUAAAUAACAAAAUUUUGAAUAAUUCGAAUAUUUAAUCAAUUUAUGUUCGGGUUUGGUACUAUAUUUUCGGAUCGGUAUCGGUUCUGUUCCUUGGAUUCAUUUUGUAAAACCCUAAUAAUUACAUAAAAAACAAAUAUCAACAUAUUUUUCAAAAUAUACAUCUGCGCACCUGCGCGGGUCAAAAUCUAGUUAUUUAUUAAAACUAAUGACUGAGCCUAAAUUAAAUCAUGGAAUAUGACAAAGAAUUUCUAAAAUUAAUAAAACAUGAAAAUAAUAAAAAUAACCUAAACUUAUGGAGAAUAUGAGAAGUAAGCAAAACUAAAAUUACCACCUAAAAUUAUUUUAAAUAUGAUAAAUAAAUAAAAUUACUAACUAAAAUUAUAAAAAACAUAACAAAUUAUAAAUAAUUAUGGAGGAUAUGAAAAAUAAGCAAAAAUCAAUGAUAAAUAAGCAAAAAUUACCUAUAAUCAAGGAGAAGAAGACAACUAAGGAAAAUCACUUCAUAAAUAAUAGUAUAGAUCUAACAUAAAUAUAGAAAUGUGAAAAAUACUUAACGAUUUUAUAAAUGUGAUGGCUCGUCGCAAGAGUCUCCUUUUUGUCUGUUUUGGAGAAAUGCUGAUCGAUUUUGUACCAACAACAUGCAGACUAUCAUUGGCCCAAUCACCAGCUUUCAAAAAAGGCUACAUGGGGUUCACUUGCAGAUGUAGCUAUAGCCUAUAGGUAUCACUCGUGUUGGUGGUUCAUUAGCUUUCAUUGGGAAGGUGAGACCAAACCUGUAUUUCACGUUUUGAUAUUAAAAACUGUGUUUUUUUUUCUUGAGGCUAUGUGAAUGUAUACAUACAUGUGGGUGAAGAUGAAUUUGGUUUUAUGCUUGCAAAGUUGCAAGUAUAUAUUCUAAAUGAAAUUAGGGUGAACAAUGAAGUAGGAGACAAGUAAAUAUACAGUUAUGCAUCACACUCACACCAAAACAACUUGGGAAUUUUAAUGCCUAAUUUUAUAAACUCUUAAAAUUUCAAAAUUCUAUAAGAAUACUUGUAAAUCUUCCAAAGAUGUUUUGAAGAUUAAUAAAGCUUUAUAAAUUAUUUUAUAAACCUUUAUCAAUUAUUUAAAACUCUUGCAAAUGAUUUAUUAACCUUUAUAAAUAAUAGAUCAACUCUUAUAAAUGUAUAUAUACCUUAUAAAUGGUUUAUAAACCCUAAUAAGUUAUUUAUAAACACUUAUAAAUGACUUUUAAACUGUUAUGAAUAAUUUAUAAAUCCUUUUAAAAUGAUUUUAUAUACACGUAUAAAAGUUUUAAAAUCUAUUUCAUAAAGUUUAUCAACAUUCUAUAAGAUAAUUCAAAUAUAAUUCAGAUAAUCAGAAUAUUUCGGGUAUUUUUCAUGUAUUCGGGUCAGAUUUUGAGUAAAAUUUCGGAUAUUUUUGGGUAUCUAUAUAUUUUUAAGUUCUUUUUGUGUGUUUUGGGUAUUUUUUGGGCUGGACUCGACAUGAGCCGAACCGAACCCGACCCAGAAUCAAACCGAAUCCGAACUGAUAAAUUCUAAUUACCUUAUUGGGCUCAACUAUAUAAGACUCGAACCGAUCCAGACCUGUCAUGACCCAAACUGAACCCAAGCCGACAAAUUCUUAUUACCCUAUUAAGUCUAAAUAUGUAAGACUCGAAGGACCCGGAUCCGACAAGACCCAACCUGUACCCGACCCGAGAACCCAAAUGCCUAGGCCUAAUGGUCACAAUAUAUUAUUGGAAAAUUAUAAGGUUAAUAUAAAAUAUAUUUAAUAAAAUUUCUGAAAUUCGGUUCAAUUUGAAAAAUCACAUAUGCAAAAGGUUGUUUUAACAUGUUUUAAUAGUACAUAUAUUUGACUAUAGUAGAAAUUCUAUAAAUUUAUACUUGAUAAAUUAAUAAGCACGAUAAAUUACUAUAUGUUCUCGGCCUAAUAAUGACACAAAUCGAUAAUACAAUAAAAAUAAUAUAAAGUUGAAUUAAAGUUUAAUUAAGGUAAAAUCAAUUAAUUUUAUUUUUAUAAAAAGUCGGUUCUAAAAUAGAAAAAAAAUCUAAAAACAAAUUUUUGUAAAUUAAUAACUCUAGAAAUUAAUAAAAUACCAUAGUCUCAACAUUAUUAUUUUAUAGUUUUUACUGUAUAUAAUUUGACUAUAGUAGAAAUUCUAUAAAUUUAUACUUGAUAAAUUAAUAAGCACGAUAAAUUACUAUAUGUUCUCGGCCUAACAAUGACACAAAUCGAUAAUACAAUAAAAAUAAUAUAAAGUUGAAUUAAAGUUUAAUUAAGGUAAAAAUAAUAUAAAGGUGAAUUAAAGUUUAAUUAAUAGUACAUAUAUUUGGCUAUAGUAGAAGUUCUAUAAAUUUAUACUUGAUAAAUUAAUAAGCACGAUAAAUUACUAUAUGUUCUCGGCCUAAUAAUGACACAAAUCGAUAAUACGAUAAAAAUAAUAUAAAGUUGAAUUAAAUUUUAAUUAAGGUAAAAAUAAUAUAAAGGUGAAUUAAAGUUUAAUUAAUAAUACAUAUAUUUGACUAUAGUAGAAAUUCUAUAAAUUUAUACUUGAUAAAUUAAUAAGCACGAUAAAUUACUAUAUGUUCUCGGCCUAACAAUGACACAAAUCGAUAAUAUAAUAAAAAUAAUAUAAAGUUGAAUUAAAGUUUAAUUAAUGUAAAAUCAAUUAAUUUUAUUUUUAUAAAAAGUCGGUUCUAAAAUAGAAAAAAAUCUAAAAGCAACUUUUUGUAAAUUAAUAACUCUAGAAAUUAAUUCCCAAUUAAUAAUAGUCCUAACAUUAUUAUUUUAUAGUUUUUACUGUAUAUAAUUUAGUCAUUCGUUUAAUGCAAGUAGAUAUUACUUUAAAUUUUUUAAAAAUAAAUACUAAACAUUAUUAAUUAGUUUGUUGGGAACCAAAAAUUAGAGUAGUAUUUGAGGAAGGUAAAAGAAAAUAGUCAACAAAUGGAAGAGUAUAUUGUGGUAAAAGAAAUGAGUCAACAAAUGGAAAAUUAUAUUAACAAAAAAAGAAAGUUGACUGCCAUUUAUGGUUCCAUAUCUUUCUUGUUAGGCAAUGGACAAAAGCUGAAACAUACAUUAACGUUAUAUAAAUACAUGUCAUGAAACCAUUUCUUUAAAUUAUUAUAUUUCAAUUGAGGGUUUUCUUUUGUUUCCGCUCAUUUUUUGCUGUGUGUUCUUCUUUUCUAGAAAAGCUUGAGAAGCUGCCAUUAAAUCCAUUCAACGUGAAGCUUCUCUCUGCUCUUUCCUUUCAUCAUCGCAGGUUUGCUUUGAUCCACGCGGCGUCGUUUACGCCCUUCAAUCUCUCACUUUCUUUAGUAUUUGAAUUUUCCGAGGCUUUGGUUUCUGAUUUCAAUCCUAGUUUUUUAUUUCCGAUCGAGAAAAUUCUUAUGAGAUUUUGUUCGGCAUAUCUGUUUUUUUUGUUUUCUGUUGCAGUUAUUGUAAAAUCUGGAGAUUUAGUUGAUAGAAGAAAUGAAUUUGAUUGGUCCUCUUGCAUUUUGAAAAAUAUCGAGUUUGUAGGGUUUAUUCUCAUUCUCAUUGCUUAUAAGUUAUAUGAUAUGUAGGUAUCGAUUUGAUUCAUGAAUUAGUUUGGUUCAUGCGAGUGAGUGAUUGAUUAGAUUCUCUUGUGUCUAUGUGCUGUGACUAUGAAUGACAUACAUUUGAUCAGAGUAUAUUACUGGUGGGAUGUGAUUCUAAUUUGUAUAUUCAAUCUCUAAUUUUCCUAGUUUGAAAGGGAGGCUUAAGCUGUAGAGUAAUGUUGGAGACUAGUAAUGAAGACUGUGGAUCAGGACAAUCAUCAGAGGAAGAGAAUUUAAAUAGACAAAGAAGAUAUUUAGAAGCACUUGCGGAGUGGCGUUCGUCUGAUCAAGUUGAGAAUGGGUUUCCUUCGACGUGGCCUCCCAACUGGGACAUUGAUGAUGGAUCAAAACAUUCUGAACUAUAUGGGAAACAUACUUGGAAGAUUGAGAAAUAUUCAGAAAUCAACAAACCUGAGCUCCGCAGUGAUGUUUUUGAUGCUGGGGGAUACAAAUGGUAUAUUUCAAUAUAUCCACAAGGGUCUGAUGUUUGCAACUAUCCCGCUUUGCUUCUCUGUCUUGCAAACCAUGCAGAAAUUCCUCCGGGCUGCAGUCAUUUUGUUCAGUAUACUUUAGCUCUUGUGAAUAAAGAUCCAAAGAAAUCGAUAUAUUUUGAUUCACUAAACAGGUUAAAAAAGCUGGAGCAUUACUGGGACUGGGAUAAGCUUAUAGAGUUACCUAAAUUACAGGAAGGGUACAUUGAUGAUUUGGACUCUCUUAUCAUUAAAGCUCAAGUUCAGGUGAUCAGAGAGAAAAUCGACAGACCUUUCCGCUGCCUUUCUAGUCAGUACAGGAGGGAACUUCUUAGGGUAUAUUUGCCAUAUGUAGAGAACAUUUGCUGGCAGUUUAUGGAAGUGGAAAGAAUCAAACUUUUUAACCUGAUGCAAGACAAUGAAAAAUGGGAAAGCUUUAGUUCCUUCUGGUUACGGCUGGACCAAAACACAAGGCGUAAGAUGUCUCGAGAAAAAAUGGAUGUGGUUCUAAAUAUAGCUGCAAAAUUCUUCUUUGUCUUGAGGCAAGGUACAUCCACUUUGAUGAUGGAUUCCUUGUACAGUGGGUGGAAGACUAUUGAAGACGAAACUAAGAAGAAGAAAAAUAGGCAGAGACAAAUGGAUAACGUAGAAUUGCCAGCAGGCCCCGCUCCAAUUGUUAGUGUGGACCAAGACAUGUUUGUAUUAGUGGAUGAUCUGUUAGUACUCAUGAAGAGGACUGUUAUGGCGCCAUUGUCUAUAAAAGAGGAAAAUGGUUCUCAAAACCCUUCGAAGGUGUGGGAUUUUGGAGAGGAAUACAGUGAAGAAGCCAUAGUGCGUGAUGAGAGUCGUUUAACUGAGGUUGGUAGGCGGACUAUGGAGAUGCUUGUUCUUACACAUAUAUACGGCAGCAAGGUUGAAGUUGCAUACAAAGAACAUACUGCAUGGGAAAUGCAAGAAGAACUUAUUCGCGAAGAAGAGGAAGAGUGGCUGGCAGAAAGCAAACACAAGGCAAAAAGAGGAACAACCGAAAAAGAGAGAAAAUCUAAGAAGAAACAGGCGAAAAAGAAGAAGAACAACAAAAAGGAGAAAAGGAAAGAAGAGAAAGCGAGAUCCCAAACGGAAGAAAGGGAUACUGAGGAAGAGGAAAGUGUGAGAGUGAAAACAGAAUCACCAGCUGAGAAACCUGACACACUUGGAGAGAGCAUGCCUGUUCCUUGUGAAUUAGAUGCCCCUGAGAUUCACAAUCCCCCAUCAGAAAACACUAGUGGAGGCAGAGGAAGAAGCAGUUCCAUAUCAAUCCCUAGUGGAGGCAGUUCCAUAUCUAUCCCUAGUGGAGUUGCAGAAAGAAAGUAUACCUCAGUUUAUUCUGAUGAAUCUGUCCGAUCAUACAAAGGGAAUGUUUCAAACAGGCAAAACAAGAUUUGGCGUAUAAAAGGAAAAACGCAACCAAGAAACGUAUCUGGUGCCAACAGCUCAGCCACUGAAACAGAGAACCAACCUUCAAGACAUGCAUCGAACCCUAAGAGUCAAAGCCAUUCUUCUGAGACACGCAGAGUUGGUGAAGCUGCCGUGGUUAUCUCUCCCAUCCAGGAAGCACAGAACCCUAGGGAGCAUCAUCCUGUUACCAAGGAUGGUGGCACGGUUUUGACGCAAGAGAAAAGCCCUGCUGUGUUUUCCCCACCCAAAGCUUCUCCCUGGAAUCUCCCAUCUGCGAGGUCACCUUUGUCAGAUCAACAAGCAUCACAAUCUCGAGAUAUUGAGUUCCAAACUGUGGGUUCUAGAGCCGCUCUACAGAAUACUACUUCCCCAAUACCUCCUUCUAUGUCAACAAGGCCUUUGCGUGCUCCUACAUUCCUUCGAAAGCCAGCUGCACCUCGAACCUCAGCAACGUCCUUUGCUCGUUCAAUGAGCUCAACAGGCCCUGUAAGUGCCCCGACACAUACUCAAACUUAUAUUCCUCAAUCCUAUAAAAACGCCGUAGUUGGUUCCGACCACUCAAGCUCUCAGUCGACGGGAACAAGCGCAUUGCUCUCAAUAUCUAAUCACUCUGGCUUCCCUAUCAACGUUGCCUCGGCGGAGGUUCCGUGGACUGGUGGUUCAAGCUCAAGCAGAGAUACAAGUGCAACAAAUAUCAGCGGGAAUCAUAGAAUGAACCCUGUAAGUACUAGCAUGAGGCAAAACGAUGCUCAGAUUAGGAGACCAGCACAGAGUCUGAUGACCGAUGAGUUCCCUCAUCUCGGUAUCAUCAAUGAUCUGCUCGAAGAAGAACCUGUUUUGAUGGACGCAACUAGCGGAUACCGUUUGCCACAAUGGUUGAGCGACGUGUACUCAUAUCUUGCGGAUGUGGGGAUCUCUGGCAGGUAUAGGAGUUACAGUGAACACAUGUCAGGUUCAUCAUCUUCUUCUUCUUCUUUUUCGUUGUAUGGGAACGGCCAGAGUGCGAAUAUGGCUACGAGGAGCCAGAACGAUGCAUUCUACUUACCCUACCUUUGACGUAGACUCAUCAAACCCGAACUUGUCAACUCCAAUCAAUGGCUACUGAGUUUUUGUGUUGGAGUGGCAGGUAUGCAUGCAUUUAUAUCUUAUACAUAUGAAGAUGGAAAGAAAACUAAAAGAAAACAAUUAUGUUAUGUUAAUUUUCGUCCUCUUCGUUUCAAAUGAACUCUCUAUACAUUUUUAAAAAUAAUACAGUAAUAAUUAUGUCUCUUUUUA
Brassica rapa (field mustard) is the source of this 6901-nucleotide messenger RNA. RefSeq names its product TNF receptor-associated factor homolog 1a. The record is from RefSeq and is a predicted model, not a curated record. Gene Ontology annotation, molecular function: protein binding. NCBI's taxonomy places the organism in Eukaryota, Viridiplantae, Streptophyta, Magnoliopsida, Brassicales, Brassicaceae.